ACAGCGGGACCCAUGUGCACGCUGGCAAUGGCCCCGCCUGCCGCGGGACCAGCCUGUGCUUGGGCUGUGACCGCUGCGCCAGCGCAGCCCUUUGCCCAACCUUUGCCCAUCUCUGACCCUUUGUACCUGGGCGCAGAUUUGCUGCAAGGAACCCCACUGUUCUCAGGCUGGGCUGCGAACUGCCCCAGAGUAAAUGCACAGUUUCAGUGGUUUAUUUUCCAGUUACGUGGAUACUACCAAACAUGAUCCAUGACUUGUUGACCAUGGCUUAUACCUUUAUUAUUAUACAAAUAGGAUCAAAAGUAACAUCUUUGAACAAUUAAAUGAGGGUAAAUGAGGCCAAAAUUCACUUCUGAAAAUGUCACGAGACAUACAGUGUAUAUUCAUGCCAGAACUUUUACCCAUAAUUUCAUCAUUUCCGUGUGUUGUAUGUAUGUGUGCAUUAUUUACCUGGGCGUGCUAGUUGCAAAAAAAUAGAGUAAUUUACUGAUGGGAAUCCCUGAGUGGUGCAGAUGGUUAAGUGUUCAGCUACUAGCUGAAUGGUUAGAAGUUUGAAUCUACCCAGAGGUGCCUCCGAAGAAAGGCAUGGCAGCCUGCUUCAAAAAGGUCACAGCCUUGAAAACUGCAUGGGGAAGUUGUACUCUGCCCACAUGGGGUCGCCAUGAGUUGCAGUUGACUUGACAGUAACUAGCAACAGCAAUUUACUGAUAGAACUUUUCUUAGACCUUAAGUUUAUAUAGGAUUGGAGAUACUUUUAGCAAUUUAAAAACCAGCCAGCCAGACUGACAAAAAAUUUUUUUCAGACUGCUUUUCAGUAGCUCUUUAGGAUAUAUAUAUAUAUUCAAAUAUUAAUCCCAUUGCACACUUAGUGCUGUUUAAUUGCUGGCAGGGCCAAGAUUAGAUAAACAGAAUAUAGGCUACUUAGUACUCCAAAUUUUGCUAUUGAAUUUUUAAAACUUAAUUUAAAUUAUUUUAAAUUCUAUAGUUCUUUUUUAAAGAGCUUAAUGGUUUUACCUCGUGUGAGUCUGCUAUGCUUGGAACUUUUACGGUUUUAGAUUUAGAACUUUUCUUUGUUCCACUACUAAUCAAGUGGUGUGAUCUUCCACCAGAUACUUGACCUCCUGGGCCCAGUUCUUCAGAUUUGUUUAAUGUAGGCAUUGGACCAGGUCUGUAGUUUUUUAUACUUUAUUUUUUGGACACCCUUUUCCUUAAAUAAACUUUACAUGGAAUCCUAGUAUAGAAAAUAGAUAAUUUUUAUUUUUUCAUAAAUUGGAAGUUUAGCUUAAUUAUGUUAACUUUGUAUCUAUUUAUGAGCUAAGAUUUUCAUGAGUACAGAAUUUUGAAAUGGGUACAAGUGGUUGGCUGUCUUAUAUUGGACUCACCUUCCUGCUAGUAUUUUUCUUAUUUUAGUUGCACAGCAUAUAGAAAAUUCUGUUUCACACAGGUAUAAAUGGAAACAGGGAAAUGAGGCAAGUUACCCUUUGGAGAUGUGCUCACACUUUGAUGCUGAUGAGAUCAAAAGGCUAGGAAAGAGAUUUAAGAAGCUUGAUUUGGACAAUUCUGGUUCUUUGAGUGUGGAAGAGUUUAUGUCCUUGCCUGAGUUACAACAGAAUCCUUUAGUACAGCGAGUAAUAGAUAUAUUUGACACAGAUGGGAAUGGAGAAGUAGACUUUAAAGAAUUCAUUGAGGGAGUCUCUCAGUUCAGUGUCAAAGGAGAUAAGGAGCAGAAGUUGAGGUUUGCUUUCCGUAUCUAUGACAUGGAUAAAGAUGGCUAUAUUUCCAAUGGGGAACUCUUCCAGGUGCUGAAGAUGAUGGUGGGGAACAAUCUGAAAGAUACACAGUUACAGCAAAUUGUAGACAAAACCAUAAUAAAUGCAGAUAAGGAUGGAGAUGGAAGAAUAUCCUUUGAAGAAUUCUGUGCUGUUGUAGGUGGCCUAGAUAUCCACAAAAAGAUGGUGGUAGAUGUGUGACUCUUUUUUAAAGAGCACCACCCAACACUUUUGCUUUCUUCUCCAUCUCUGAAGAUCUGCUCAAGACGUCCAGCAAUGCUCUCUGUGUAUUUAAAUGGAAGUAUUUUUCUCUGUGAAGCCACAUUUUCCAACAUGAGCCUCAUGAAGCCAACUAAGUGUUAUUGAACUCUUACUCUCUCAAUAACUCAGUGUAGCACUUUAUAGAAGGACAGCAAGAUGACAAGAGCAUAUCAAUGUGGUGGAGAAAGGGAAGGGGUUGGCUUUUUAAUUUAUUUUCUUCAUCUUUUAUAACAAGAAAGUAUCUAUAUAUAUAUAUGUAAAUAUUUAUAUAUAGAUAUAUGUAGCUUUCUAUAUAUGUAGUAGGUUGGCUUUAAUUUAAUAUACUUGAUUCAGAAACAAAAUGAUAGAGUACAGAAGUGCCAAGCAGAACAUAAAAAGUUCAAAAACGUGGAUAUGUACAUCCUUACUUUUAUUUCACACAGUUUUAUAUAUAGAUAGAAGAUUGUACAAUUUGAGCCGGGUGUUAGGCCAGCUAGCUUCUUUUUCCUGUACUUUCUCCUUUGAGAGAUUGACAAAGCAUUUGUUAAUGUCCUAUUAUUUACCUUAAUUACCUUCUUUUGUAACAAAGGCGUCUGUAACUUUAUACCUAUGACUAUAUUUCCAGGGACUACAUCUCAUUGCUAAGCAGCAGCUUUUAAUAUAUUUCUGCUUGAGGAGAACGUAUAGUUCAGUGCUAUUGCCAAGAGCUAGUUCUUGUGUUCAUAUAGUGACUGCAUAAUGCUUAUGGCUGCUUCAUUCUGUUACUUCGUAACUAGGAGCUGUUACAUUUAUGAAAUGUCCCUGAGUAAAUGUAAGCUAUCAGUCAUGAUGACUGUUUUAUACCCGAAGACCAGAAGGCAACCAUGAUUUAUCUUAUGUAUCACUUAAUGAAGAGUUCCUGAAGUAAUCAUGUAACUGCUUAGGGUGUCCAUUUGUUUCAUUACACCGUUAAAUGACUUGUCAUUAAACUCACGUUUGAACCGGAAAUUUCCCUUCUGUAUUUCAAAAGAUUUGCAUCUAAUCUAAAUAACUGGUGAUAUUUAAUGUGCAUGUAUCUAUCUGAACAUCCACACAUACUUGUGAUUUAAAUGGGAGAAACGUUGCUCAUCUGUAUGCCAGAGAAGAGCAAACUUUUAUCCAUAUUUAUACCUCUUAAAUUUCUUUACCACAAAGCAUAGAGAGUGCAUGAUGGUUUUCUUUCUUGAUUUGCCCAUAGAAUUUAUAAUGGAUGAUAACUUAGUAAAUUUGUGUGAUAUAAAAGUAGUGUAUCAUGUUCCACCACUUGAUAUUAUAUCCCUUCCCUUUUCUGCGAAGGUACUAUUGGCUGAAAGAAAAAAUAUUUUUGGUAGCUUUUUAGGAUAGUAGUCUUUCCCUGUGUAGUUUUUCAGUAAAAACUGGUUUUCUAAUCAUGAGUAGGAAAGGGCAGGUUGAGUCCAGGUGAAUGCAUCUUCCAUUGAGCACACCUGCCUGCCAUCGCUGUUCCUUCAACUGAGUGCUGCACAUCAUGGGCUCUGUCUGUGAGAGAAAAAUCCCGGUGCUUGGCGUCCUUGCAUGCCAUGGAGUUUUGCAUGUAGAUCGAUUUCAAAUGUACCUCUUGUUUACAUAAUUUGCAUAAUUUAAAAAGAUAAUGUUGCCAAACUUCGGAAAUGUUAAUGUUCAAACUGAAAAUCUCCACUACAUGUAACUUUCUUCCUCUGGGUCAGUACGUGGCUUAUAAUCCCAGCCAGCGGUUUGAUCGGUUCCUGUGUCAACUGCCAUGUGCUCUGCUUCAAGGGGGAACUCGUCUUUUGUGAAUUUUUUGUACAUAAGUAUUUGUUACAGAUAUUUUAGCAAAUGCUUUCUAUUUCUCUUGCUUGUGCAUAUCUUGGCUGGCGUUACAGAAAAUAGUGCAAACAUUAUUUCCUUACUGGGGAAUGAGGGUUUUUUUUUUUUUUUUUUUUUUUUAAGUUUGUGUGUGUGGGGAUGGGGGAGGGGAUGGUUUAUGUUGAAUGUUUAGUUUUUCUUCUGCAUGAUAUAUCAUGUUGUGGGAUCUUUAGAAAACUUCAUACUGUAUGAAUAAAAAAAUAAAAUAUUUGAAACUUG
This is a messenger RNA of Trichechus manatus latirostris (Florida manatee), 4091 nucleotides long. It is a transcript of the gene PPP3R1, whose product is annotated as protein phosphatase 3 regulatory subunit B, alpha. The transcript has 6 exons. Gene Ontology annotation, molecular function: calcium ion binding; calcium-dependent protein serine/threonine phosphatase regulator activity; phosphatase binding. NCBI's taxonomy places the organism in Eukaryota, Metazoa, Chordata, Mammalia, Sirenia, Trichechidae. Gene Ontology annotation, cellular component: calcineurin complex. Gene Ontology annotation, biological process: protein dephosphorylation; calcineurin-mediated signaling. The record is from RefSeq and is a predicted model, not a curated record. The coding region runs from base 1488 to 1970 and encodes 160 amino acids.